Puccinia graminis f. sp. tritici CRL 75-36-700-3 is the source of this 5477-nucleotide messenger RNA. RefSeq lists its product as uncharacterized. The record is from RefSeq and is a predicted model, not a curated record. Gene Ontology annotation, cellular component: membrane. Gene Ontology annotation, molecular function: ABC-type transporter activity; ATP binding; ATP hydrolysis activity. The transcript is spliced from 9 exons. NCBI's taxonomy places the organism in Eukaryota, Fungi, Basidiomycota, Pucciniomycetes, Pucciniales, Pucciniaceae. Bases 438 to 5129 code for a protein of 1563 amino acids. Gene Ontology annotation, biological process: transmembrane transport.
AUGGCAGGCUGUGGCAGGGUCCAUGUCGAGCCUUCGAGGCGCAAUCCCACUACAUAUUUACAUAAAAAAACGUUGUAGCCAAGUUACUUGAUAGGGCCUCUUGCGCGUGAAAGAGAUCAACGGAGAGUGAAGACUCAGCCUGACUCCGACAGUUCCUUCAUGUGAAAGAUUGCGACAGCUUAAGCUAAUCCAACGUCUUCAAAACUCAGCGGCCUGUUCGUCGUCCCCCAGGAUCCCAGAAGGGCUAUUCAGUCGGAGUAUAAAUUCAUCCAGUUGGCCAUCCCCGGACCCCUCAUCUUGACGACCCCAAAAGGAUCUAAUCAGCUUGAAGGCGGAGUUUCCUUGAAGACUUCGAUUUGAACUCAAUCCACAACUUGACUCUUGCGUUCGUCUCGUCUCUUCCGACUCACAAUCUUCCACACAAGGAUCCAUCGGUCAUGGCUUUUGAUCAAUCGCUGCACUACUACGGUCAAAUCCAACAGCCGAUUGGAUUUGACUUCCAAGCAUCACCACUGCCAUCUGCGAAUUACCAUCCACCAUCUCUUACCGGGGUUCUCAAGAAUGUAUCUACUACCACUCGAGGCGCGACCACUCCGGGCAGAUGUUCGCUAUCCUAUCAUGCCGACGAUCCCUUCUCGGUCUGGAAUCCGUUCGAUCAGUCCCGCUUCGAUCUCACGGUUUGCUUCAAGUAUUCGCUCUACCUCAUCCCGUUCUUAGUCAUCCUCGUCAAUGGCUCGCUCGAUCUCUACAAGCUCUCCUCCCGGCCGGUCAUCCCACCCAAGUCGACCAGCCGAAACCUAAUCAGGCUCUCCGAAUUGACUUACAUCAGCAAAUUACUGCUGAUCCUCAUUGUCUCGGUCAUCCAAUUGGCUUACUCGACACUCCUCUUCCUCCGAUCUGGCUGGUGGGAUCCCGUCGAGUGUCUCUCCCAGCUCGUGGUCUUAGUCAGCCUGUUGUAUGCGAUCCCAUUACAUCAUCUUUCACACCGGCGAUCCAAGCGGUCAUCAACCAGUCUGCUGUUCUUCUACCUCUUCUUCCUCAUCACCUCGGCCAUCGAACUUCGCUCUCACCUCGACCACUCCUUACUUCACCAGCACCCUCAUCAAACCAGCUUCCUCAUCCUCAGAUCCUCACUGGUCACCGCCCUCUUCAUCCUCGAGUGUCUCGGACCAUUCAAGUAUGGUGACCACGCCUUCUCUUUCGGUAAGGAUGGCUACGAGGCUUUACCCCAGGACGACCCAGCGCGAGCAGGUUCCGAUCAGGCCUACCACCGCUCGGAAUCGCCGUUGAUUUAUGCGAACGUGUUCUCUCGGCUGACGUUUGGAUGGAUGACGCCGAUGAUGAAGCUGGGGAAGAGCCAGUAUUUGACUGAGGACGACUUGUGGAUGUUGCCACGGGAGGACCAGACUGAUGCCCUGACAAACCGACUCCACCAAACCUGGAGACGCCAGAUAUCACGAGCUUCCUCAAGUCCAUCGUUGAUCCGAGCCGUCGCACAAGCUUACGGUGGACCCUAUCUCCUCGCAGCCCUCUUCAAGCUCAUUCAGGAUGUCCUCCAAUUUACUCAACCGCAACUCUUGAGGCGCCUGCUUAGCUUUGCCGAUUCAUUUUCGCCAGGCAACCAACCCGAGCCGGUCUAUCGUGGCUACAUGAUCGCUGGGCUCAUGUUUAGCUGUGGGCUUAUCCAGACUUUAUUCUUGCACCAAUACUUCGAUCGAGUCUUCGUCACUGGGAUCAGGGUCCGUUCUGGUUUGAUCGGGGUAAUCUAUCAGAAAUCCUUAGUCCUUUCGAAUGAGGAAAAGUCCGGCAGAGCCACGGGGGAUAUCGUUAAUCUGAUGUCAACAGACGUCAGCAGGAUCCAAGAUAGCUGUUCCAACGGAUUAAUUCUCGUCUCGGGCCUAUUCCAGAUCACUUUGGCUUUCAUCAGCCUGUACGAUAUGCUGGGAUGGCCUAUGUUGGGUGGAAUUGCGGUGGUACUCUUGAGUAUUCCACUAAACAUCGGUUUGGCCAGGCUUCAGUCAAGGCUACAGAAACUGCAGAUGAAGAACAAAGACUCACGAACCAGGUUGAUGAACGAGAUACUGAAUAACAUCCGCUCGAUCAAGCUUUAUACUUGGGAGAACGCAUUUACGAGCAAGUUGUUUGCCAUUAGGAAUGAAAGGGAGCUAGGUACACUGAGAAAAAUCGGGUAUCUGUCUAGUGCUAGCAUCUCAUUAUGGAAUUUCAUUCCAUUUUUGGUGGCCUUCUCAGCAUUUUCGAUCUUUUCACUCGUUAGUGACACGCCGUUGACGCCUGCCCUAGUCUUUCCAGCAAUCUCUCUUUUUCAAUUGUUGCAGUUCCCUUUGGCCGUUUUACCGAUGGUCAUCAACCAAUGGGUAGAAGCCUAUGUUUCAGCGAAUCGAAUUUGCAAGUUUUUGACAAGUAAGGAACUCCAACAAGAUGCCGUGGUGCGAUCUGAAGGCGCCCUCGAUGAGCACGCGCUACGCGUCGAGGUCAAGGACGCCCACUUUACCUGGUCUUCUGGGGCCGAUUCCACACUUUCGGGGAUCACUCUCAGCGUGCGUAAGGGAGACCUCUUGGCUAUAGUUGGUCGCGUCGGCUCUGGGAAGUCCUCUUUGCUCGCUGGAAUUCUAGGGGAAAUGUACAAGCUAUCAGGGACAGUUGAGCUGCGAGGUAAAGUGGCUUAUGCCGCCCAAACUCCUUGGUUACUUUCUGCUACCUUGAAGGAGAACAUUCUGUUUGGAGCCGAAUACAAUAAGGAGCUUUACGAGAGCGUGAUCGAAGCGUGUGCACUGGUAGACGAUUUGGCUAUGCUGAAGGACGGUGACGAAACUCAAGUUGGCGAAAAAGGAAUCGCUCUCUCUGGAGGUCAAAAAGCCAGAAUCAGUCUAGCCAGAACAGUCUAUGCGCGAGCCGAUGUCUAUCUGCUGGACGAUCCGCUCAGCAGCGUCGAUGCCCAUGUGGCGCGCCAUUUGUUCGACAAAGUGAUCGGCCCUACUGGCCUUCUCCGCAGCAAAGCAAGAAUCCUAUGCACAAACGCGAUCCCCUUCUGCCAACAAGCUGAUGAACUAAUCAUGGUCCGUGACGGGAAAAUUGUGGAACGCGGAACGUUCCAAAGUGUGCUCGCAAACCAAGGUGACUUGAAGAAACUGAUCGACGACUUUGGCAAGAACACGUCUCAGGAUGACAUAUCUGAAGAUCUCAAGCCCUCUGACGCAACCAUUGUCGCUUCAGAGAACAGCAGCAAAUCACGCCAGGAGUCUGUUGUGCUGAUGAGACGACCAUCCAUCACAGCGUCUAAAAAUAACCAGAGGCAAGUCCUGAAGACUCGCAAAGCUCCUGGCAAAGUUUCGGAACAUAAGGAGAAAGGCUCGGUCAAAUACGAUGUUUACAAAACCUACUUACGAGCAAACGGUGUGUUUGGUGUGGGGAUUGCAUUGGGCUCAGUGGUAGUACAGCAAAUCCUUUCUUUGACGACUACUUUAUGGCUCAAAAACUGGAGCUCAAGUAAUCAGACUCUCACGGAUGAUGGUGGACCUCACCUGGGAUAUUACUUAGGAAUUUACGGAUUGCUGGGUUUCCUCACCAGCGUAACGGCUUUUGUCAAUGGAGUUACUCUAUUUUCAAUUUGUGCGGUUCGAAGUGCUAAGGUUUUGCACGACCAAAUGUUUGCUAAGGUCUUGAGGGCACCAAUGUCUUUCUUUGAUACCACACCUGUUGGCACGAUCUUGAAUCGAUUUUCCAGGGAUGUGUUUGUUAUUGACGAAGUGCUUGCUAGAGUCUUCAGUGGAUUUCUCCGCACUACCGCAGGUGUUGUUAGUGUUGUCGCAGUAGUGUCGUGGGCCGUGCCACCAUUUCUUCUGGUUUGCAUACCUCUACUGUUGAUUUACAAGGGUAUCCAGUCAUAUUAUCUUGCCACCUCACGAGAAAUUAAACGGAUUGAUGCGAUUACCAAGUCCCCGAUUUUCGCCAUGUUUGGUGAGACAUUGACAGGCGUUGCCACGAUCAGAGCCUUUGGGGAACAAGGUCGAUUUGUUACAGAAAAUGAGACCAAAGUGGACCGCAACCAGGAAGCUUGUUUUGCUUCAAUUGGUGCAAACCGUUGGCUGGCUGUUCGGCUAGAAUUGAUUGGGAAUGUGAUGAUCCUUACCGCCGCGUCCUUGGCAGUUACAAGUCUAGUAGCCAGCAAACCUCUCGAUAGCGGAAUGGUCGGGGUCUUGAUGUCGUAUGCACUUUCAAUUACGCAAUCGCUUAAUUGGCUUGUAAGAAGCGCGACCGAGGUUGAAACAAAUAUUGUGUCUUGCGAGCGAGUUGUCGAAUAUACCAAGUUGAAGCAAGAAGGACCUUGGGAGACAGAUGAGCACCAUCGACCAAACCCUAGUUGGCCGGAAAAAGGAGAGAUCGUAUACGAGGGUGUAGAAUGUCGGUACCGAGAUGGGUUGGAUUUGGUAUUGAAAGGUGUCGACUUCAAGGUCCAAGCUCAAGAGAAGAUUGGAAUCUGCGGUCGAACGGGGGCUGGAAAAUCAACAAUUACUCUGUCUUUAUUCAGAUUGAUUGAAAAAGCCGCAGGAAGAAUUCUAAUCGACGGCGUGGAUAUCAGUCAAAUUGGUUUGAACGAUCUGAGAUCGAAGAUAUCAAUCAUUCCUCAAGAUUCGCAGUGCUUUGAGGGUAGCUUGAGAGCCAACCUGGAUCCUGAAGGCUCGAAAACAGAUGAAGAACUGUGGAAGGUGCUUGAGCAUUCAAAGCUGAAAGCUCACAUUCAAUCCUUGGAGGGCGGACUGGAUGCAAGGAUCGAGGAAGGCGGAAAUAAUUUGAGUAAUGGUCAACGACAGUUGUUAUGUUUAGCAAGGGCAAUGCUAUUGAAAUCGUCCAAGAUCUUAGUGAUGGAUGAAGCUACCAGUUCGGUGGAUCCUGAAACAGAUUCGGAUAUCCAGACGGUGAUCAGAAAUGAAUUUAAAUCGUUUACAAUCUUAGUGAUUGCCCAUAGAUUGAAUACAAUUUUGGAUUGUGAUAAGAUCUUAGUGAUCAAUAAAGGGAAAGUAGUCGAAUUUGAUUCGCCUGAGAACUUGAUGAAAAACAAAGAAUCCGAAUUUUGCAAGAUGUGUCAGGAAGCUGGAUUGAUCGAUUAACGAACAUAUGCACACACCCUCAUCACCCAUCCAGCCAAUAAAAUCAAUCCUAUUCAUCUAUCAACUGCAGACAGUCCAUUUUUAAUUCUUCCCCUUGUUAGAAUCAGAAUUUUCAUCACUAUGAUUAAUCACACUCAUAUAUGUAAAAGUUAAACAACUAAAAAUCAAGAAUCAUAGCAAUUUUAGUAAGCCCACAGAUUUGCUUUUCCACCUGCUCCCAUCCUUCACAUCUUUUUCACCCUUCUCCAAUCUUCUCUUUCUCUUCAUGUUUGUUGUUUGAUGAAUGUUUUGGAAUGAUUAUCUACAUACACCACGGGGCGGGUUUUUAGAAAACCUGUACAUCCAAUG